Molecule: messenger RNA, 1397 nt
Organism: Diprion similis
Lineage: Eukaryota; Metazoa; Arthropoda; Insecta; Hymenoptera; Diprionidae
Gene: Secp43
Product: tRNA selenocysteine 1-associated protein 1
Exons: 6
Coding region: 116-1003 (295 amino acids)
Molecular function (GO): RNA binding
Source: RefSeq, a predicted model, not a curated record
UGUGACCAGCGUGUUAUCCUGGAGCGUUGCCGUCACUGAUUUACAGCGUUCUGAGUUUGUGAAUUAGAAUCAGUUAAAUAUUUUCUGGUAAAACGUGAUUCUGACCUACAAGAAGAUGUCGGGGCCCAUGGUCUUGUGCCAACUAUGGAUGGGAGGCUUGGAACCCUAUAUGACUGAGAGUUUUAUUAUGAACGCAUUUCACAAAAUGAAUGAGCAACCGCAAACUGUAAAAGUGAUGAGAAAUCGAUAUACCGGAGAGCCGGCUGGCUACUGCUUCGUCCACUUUCCGACUGAUGAAAUGGCACUUGACGCUAUGCACAAACUGAAUGGCAAAGCUAUUCCAGGUUCCAACCCGACUGUCAGAUUUCGCUUAAAUCAUGCCAGCACCACAGGCAAACCGGCAACAGAUAGAGAAUUCAGUAUAUGGGUCGGUGAUUUAUCAACAGAUGUGGACGAUUAUUCCUUGUACAGAGCAUUUGCUGCGAAAUACAAUUCCAUCAGAACAGCCAAAGUAAUACUGGACAGCUCAGGUUUCAGUAAAGGCUACGGAUUUGUCAGAUUUGCCAAUGAGGAAGAACAAAAAAAUAGUUUGGUUACAAUGAAUGGAUACCGAGGUCUAGGUACUAAAUCAUUGAAAAUUUGCAACGCAGUUCCUCGGCCGUGGAACAAAAUUACAGGCUCGGUACCUCCACAGUCAUCCUCUGAUUACUCUAUGUCGAACAUGAAUUCAGAACCAUACAACUAUUAUGACACUUCUUCGUACUGGAAUAGUUACAGUGCUUGGCAACAGGGAUAUUAUGAAAGUGAACCAACGUCAGACAACUACAACAAUUAUGUAUCAGACCAAAAACCAGAGGAGGAUGAACUGGAAUUGAUUGAGCAUUCUAUUCCAGUGGAUGUGGACAAAUAUAACAGAGAUGCAAUUGAGCAGGAUUACAAUAUGUGGGAUGCUUUAGAGAGUUCUAAAUGGAUACCCUGUGAUACUCUGGAAUUGUGCUAUUGAGACACUAAUAUAGUUUUGGCUGUCCACCAAAUAUUGGAUGAUUUCCAGAAAUCAUUUUUUUAAAUAUUUUACCAAACAUGCUGAGUAUGGGAUCAGCAUUGCAGGGAACGUGAACGGCAUGAUUUGGAAAAAUGAAGUAUAUCAUGUCAGGGUUGGAUUCAAAGGUUGAAUUUUUUGUUCAAAACUUUAUCAGCUCAGAAUGACACUUGAUUGUUUGUAUUUUUACACGCCAGGUUAAAUGCAUUCUACUAUAAAAGCUACACUUAUUCAAGUUCGAUAUAUGAAAUAAAUAAAUACCUUCAAAACAAGUCUAACAUUUGAUUUAAGAUUAACUUAUCCAUAUAAAGUAAUUACAAAUGCAUAAAUCUUAAACAAACUUUUAUAACAUAAUGAA